AUGGAUUCAGAAAUGCAAAAUCAGAGCCCUAAUAUGGCUUCAAAUACAAAAAAUACUUCCUCGUCAAAUAUGUCUACUGAUGGGCAUAGCGUUACAAAAAGGCUACGAAGUGAACUAAUGAGUUUAAUGAUGUCGAAUACCCCAGGGAUUAGUGCGUUUCCUGACUCUGAUUCAAACCUAUUACAUUGGGCGGGCACUAUUACAGGUCCAGUUGACACCUACUAUGAAGGAUUAAAAUUCAAAAUAUCCAUGACCUUUCCUGCCAACUAUCCUUACUCAGCCCCGACGAUCGUUUUUACUUCUCCUAUGUGGCAUCCUAAUGUUGAUAUGAGCGGAAAUAUUUGCUUGGAUAUUUUGAAAGACAAGUGGUCGGCUGUUUACAACGUUCAAACCAUUCUAUUAUCCCUUCAAAGCCUUCUUGGAGAACCUAACAACGCUUCGCCUCUGAAUGCUCAAGCCGCAGAGCUAUGGAGUAAAGAUGCCGUUGAAUACAAACGUCUUUUAAUGCAACGCUACAAGGAAAUUGACGAAAUAUAA
Messenger RNA from Schizosaccharomyces osmophilus, 537 nucleotides. RefSeq names its product ubiquitin conjugating enzyme E2, Ubc11/UbcP4 (gene ubc11). The record is from RefSeq and is a predicted model, not a curated record. NCBI's taxonomy places the organism in Eukaryota, Fungi, Ascomycota, Schizosaccharomycetes, Schizosaccharomycetales, Schizosaccharomycetaceae. The coding region runs from base 1 to 537 and encodes 178 amino acids. The transcript is spliced from 5 exons.